AUGGUUCGUAUUUGCUGUGUGGUCGGCUGCAAUGUUCGAUCGCACGACCGGCAAGAGAAUAAGCUUGAAAAGGACAUUUUCAUUCCGAUCAUCAAAGAGUUCAGACGCAUCACCACAGUUUCCUUGGUGGAGACAUUCAUGCUGAAACUUGAUGAGUACACACCAGGUCUUUUGCAGCUUAUGCGUGCCAAAGGAGGAGCUGCUGGUUCUAAGAUGAGACCUCUGCUGGACACUUUGAAUAACGAAUGUGAGGAUUACACAGACAAUAUGAUGAAGGUGAUCGUGAUCCACAACAUCAUGGCUGAGGAGGAUCCAUCAGAUGUGCUCAUUGUGAUUGAGGGAAACCAAAUGAUGGAAGGAUCUCCUACAGCUCUAACAGCAGUGAUCCAAACACAGCAGACUGUGCUGGCAGCAGUGGGAGAAGAUGCUGAAUUCAGCUGUCAGCUCUUGGAGACUAAAGACGUCCUUCAGGUCACAUGGCAGAAAAGCUCACAUGAUGUGGAGACAAAUGUUGCCACCUACAACAAGUACUUUGGCCAAAAAGUGAAUACUGACUUUACAGAUAAAGUAGAGUUUAAAUAUACUGGACUACAGAACUGCUCCAUAAUCAUCAGGAAUGUGACGGAGCAGGAUGAAGGAUACUAUAGGUGUUUGUUUAACACUUAUCCUGAAGGCUCCUUCAUUGGUAGAACCUGCCUCCAAGUUUACGAGCUGCAUGAACCUGUUGUUGAUGUCAGAGAGUCAAACUCUACUGAAGAGUGGGUUGUUUCCUGUUCAGCCACUGGUCGACCUGCUCCCACUGUAACACUCAGUGUCUCACAACAAGACCUCAACUUCUCACAGUACAACACUGUCAGUGUGUCCAACACCAACGCUACAUUCACUGUCACCACUACAGCUGUGCUCUCAGGUUCACGUAAACACAGCACACAGGUGGGAUGUGCAGCACGAGUGCUCUCUGCUCCUCACAGAGAGGUGAUGGUGAUGAUUCCUGAUGAUGAUGAUGAGCUAGAUGAGAAAUCAGGAUACAAUCCCAGGAAUUUAGGUGUGUUAACAUUUAGAGAGCUCAUCUUCUGA
Pelmatolapia mariae (spotted tilapia) is the source of this 1077-nucleotide messenger RNA. RefSeq names its product nectin-1-like. Bases 1 to 1077 code for a protein of 358 amino acids. Gene Ontology annotation, molecular function: cell-cell adhesion mediator activity. Gene Ontology annotation, cellular component: neuronal cell body; cell surface; axon. The record is from RefSeq and is a predicted model, not a curated record. NCBI's taxonomy places the organism in Eukaryota, Metazoa, Chordata, Actinopteri, Cichliformes, Cichlidae. Gene Ontology annotation, biological process: negative regulation of neuroinflammatory response; heterotypic cell-cell adhesion. The transcript is spliced from 8 exons.